AUGGCCGCAAUAACAAAACAGCCUGUCGGCUUUGGCAAUCAAAUGCCUUUAAAUGCUAUGGAAUAUUUGGCUUCUUUGGAUUUCAUAAAAAUCCGGCAGCAAGUGGACUUGGCUGAAGUGCUGACACCAUGGCAAGUAGCAAACCGGUAUGAAGUGCUCGAUGCCAACGACAGAGAGUUCAUGAGAGUAACUGAAGAGUCGGACAUCUGUGAACGACAAUGUUGCAUGCCGGUGCAGAGAGCACUCGUUCUCCACGUCACUGAUCUGAGUGGACAGGAGUUUGCCCAGGUCAAGAAAGACUUUAAGUGCUGGGCCGGAGGAAGUUGUUGCGCUAGUGCUGACUGUUGCGCUAUAGAAAUGUGGACGGAGAGUCCAGUUGGUCAAACUAUCUCACGUUCGCGGCAGAUGUACUACUGCUGUUACCCAAGGUUCCACGUGUUUGAUGGACAUGGUCAACAAAUGUUUGAAAUAACAGGACCGUGUUGCCCAUGCCAGGGACCCGGAUGUUAUGCCGAUCUGAAUUAUCCGUUGACCAAUCCAGGAGGAUCUGACGCUGGUGCCAAGGUGACGAAGAUCUGGGACGGAGCUGGUAGAGCAUGCUGUACCUUUGCGAAUACGUUUGGUGUUCACUUUCCUCCCGGAAUGGAUGUCCAAAGGAAACUCUCCAUUUUCGGAUCGGUAUUUGUACUUGAUUACUUGUUGUUUGAGAACAAUGAUGGAGGCGGAUAAGUUGAAAAUUCGACAAAGGUCAUAUGUAACAGCUGA
Messenger RNA from Ylistrum balloti, 765 nucleotides. RefSeq names its product phospholipid scramblase 1-like. The coding region runs from base 1 to 729 and encodes 242 amino acids. Lineage: Eukaryota; Metazoa; Mollusca; Bivalvia; Pectinida; Pectinidae. The transcript is spliced from 9 exons. Gene Ontology annotation, biological process: plasma membrane phospholipid scrambling. Gene Ontology annotation, molecular function: phospholipid scramblase activity. The record is from RefSeq and is a predicted model, not a curated record. Gene Ontology annotation, cellular component: plasma membrane.